Aspergillus niger is the source of this 810-nucleotide messenger RNA. RefSeq lists its product as hypothetical. Bases 1 to 810 code for a protein of 269 amino acids. The record is from RefSeq and is a predicted model, not a curated record. The transcript has 7 exons. NCBI's taxonomy places the organism in Eukaryota, Fungi, Ascomycota, Eurotiomycetes, Eurotiales, Aspergillaceae.
AUGGUGGGGAAAGUCAACGUUCAACGGCUUGGAAAUGGGAGCGUAUCUGGCAGUUUCCGUGCCGCGGCCUCCGAAUACGCCAAGUCCUUCACUCGAGCUGCUGAGAAAGGAAGGCAGGAUUGGGCUUGCCGGGCGGAGCCGUGUCUGGUGGAUCGUCCAACCGCCUCGUUGGUGCCAAUAUUGGAGUGUAGAUGCUCGAUAGUUCGGGGUAUGCACGAGAGCCGAAGUAGAUCCGUCUUGCGGCCGGCGCAAGAUGAGGCGACAAGGGCCGAAAAAAAAGUGUGGAAAAAAUUUGAAGACGGCGGGACACCCUACCCAAGACCUCGACCCUGGAACCUGUAUGCAAAACCUGAAGUGGCGAUCGUCACUGUGGCUCAGAGGGCCAUCUGUCGAAUUCGUCACCCAAGGCAAGGGUUUCUCCAGGCGAAUCUUGGUACACAAUACGCCAAAGGCGGGAGAAUGAAUGGAGCCGAUAAAGAAUGGUCCACUUCACGUGUCUUCCAGGGGGUGCUGAAGGAAUGGGAGGCCCUUCCGCAUUCUACUGCGGUCGAUGGCUCGUAUCUUCCUUUCUCUCUUGCACACAUGAAACUUACUGAUAUUAUAUGUACUGUGCCUGUUUCCUAUGAGAGUUCAGAAUUUCCCUCAAAUGGGCUUGGAUCAUUGGUUAGUUACUCAACAGAGACCAUACUGGGUGGUUGGCGGAGACAAUUAGCGUCAUUGAACGCGCUCCCAAUCGGUCGGCCUGCAGGAAACUCAAGUCUUGGUAGUCCAAGGACGAAGCAGGACAGAGGUGAGAAACAUCGGGUUUAG